AUGUCCAAGACUUCCCUCUACGACGAGGCUCCAACACCAUCCUCGUCCUCACCCAAGGCCGCCGAGACCAUGAUGGAGGUGACGAUGGGCGGCGCCCGCGGGCCGCUCCUCUCUUCGCACGCGGACAGCGGCGGCGGCGCCCUCUACGGCAGCAUCCUCCCCGGCGGCAGCAGCAGCAGCAAUAACAGCAACCCUCCUCCUGAAGACGACGCGGACCUCGUCACGGCCACAGAGCAGCGCGACCUCCAGCGGGGCCUCGCCGAGCGGCACCUGUCGAUGCUCGGGAUCGCGGGGGCCAUUGGCACGGGCUUGUUCCUGGGGCUCGGGGGCGCGGUGCAGACGGGCGGCCCGCUCGGGGCGCUGCUCGGGUACGCGACGGUCGGGCUGGUGGUGUGCGCGGUGCAGUUUGCGCUCGGCGAGGUGUGCGCGCUGCUGCCGGUGACGGGCUCGUUUGUGCGGCACGCCGAGACGUUUGUCGACCCGGCCUGGGGCUUCGCCGUCGGCUGGAACCUCGUGUACGGCAACCUGCUGUCGAUCCCGUCCGAGAUCACCGCCAUCUGCGUGCUGUUUGAGUUUUGGACCCCCGGCACGAACCCGUCCGUGUGGAUCGUCACCUUUGUCGUCCUCACCGUCGCCGUCGGCCUCUGCUUCGUCCGCGUCUUUGGCGAGGUCGAGUUCUUCUUCGCCCUGCUCAAGAUUGCCCUCGUCGUCUUCCUCGUCAUCCUCGGGCUCGUCAUCGACCUCGGCGGCGUGCCCGGCGUGCCCGCCCUCUACUUCACCUACUGGAAGCACCCCGGCCCGCUCGUCGAGUACAUCGCCAACGGCCGCUGGGGACACUUCCUCGGCUACUGGAGCGUCAUGACGUCGGCCGUCUUCUCCUUUGCCGGCGUCGAGUCCAUCGCCAUGGCCGGCGCCGAGACGCGCAACCCGCGCAAGGCCAUCCCCGCCGCCUGCAAGAACGUCUUUAUCCGCAUCGUGCUCUUCUACAUGCUCUCCAUCCUCAUCGUCGGCAUGCUCGUCGCCAGCAACGACGAGCGCCUCGCCGGCGGCGGCAGCUCCGUCACCCAGAGCCCCUUUGUCAUCGCCGCCCAGGCCGCCCACCUGCCCGCCAUACCCUCCGUCGUCAACGCCGUGCUCAUAUCCUCGGCCUGGUCCUCGUCCAACCAGGCCCUCCUCUCCGGCACCCGCGUGCUCUACGCCCUCGCCCUCAAGAAGCAGGCCCCCGCCGUCUUCCUCCGCACCACCUCCUGGGGCGUCCCCUACGCCUGCGUCGCCCUGUUUUCCGUCUUUAUGCUCCUCAGCUUCAUGAGCUUGUCCAGCGGCGCCCUCACCGCCUUUUACUGGCUCGUCAGCCUCACCGCCGCCGGCGUCCUCGUCUCCUGGAUCGCCAUCCUCAUCAACCACAUCCGCCUCCGCCUGGCAAUGCGCGUCCAGGGCAUCCCCGAGACGCGCCUGCCCUGGCACAACGCCUGGACCUUGUACGCCUCGUGCUGGGCCCUCGGCAUGUGCAUCAUCAUCCUGCUCACCGCCGGCUUCCGCGUCUUCACCAAGGGCAACUGGAGCCCCGAAGCCUUUGUCUCGUCCUACCUCGAUAUUCCCCUCGUGGCCGUCGCGUUUUUGCUUUGGAAGUUUUAUAAAAAGACAAAAAUUGUCAAAUUAUCCGAGAUACCCCUCCGCGCUGCCUUUGAGCAGGCCGAGCAAAAGGACAUUCACGACGAACAAGAUGCAUGA
Molecule: messenger RNA, 1731 nt
Organism: Cordyceps militaris CM01
Lineage: Eukaryota; Fungi; Ascomycota; Sordariomycetes; Hypocreales; Cordycipitaceae
Product: amino acid permease, putative
Exons: 1
Coding region: 1-1731 (576 amino acids)
Biological process (GO): amino acid transmembrane transport
Cellular component (GO): membrane
Molecular function (GO): amino acid transmembrane transporter activity
Source: RefSeq, a predicted model, not a curated record